Rubroshorea leprosula is the source of this 634-nucleotide messenger RNA. NCBI's taxonomy places the organism in Eukaryota, Viridiplantae, Streptophyta, Magnoliopsida, Malvales, Dipterocarpaceae. The record is from the annotation of a GenBank genome assembly.
AGGUUCUCUGCGACAUUUUCACAAACAUCCAAACGGCAUGCCGUCAGCGUACUUCCCAUUUAUUAUAUUUUUCUUAACGUGGGACUUUGAGCUCGUUUUUAACAAGAAUCGUAUCCCAACGUUGCUAACGUUAUCUGUUUGGUUGUCUUCUUUGUUUUUCUUUAUAAUAUAUCCAUGAAAUGAAGAACAAGGGAAGAAGUAACAGUGGUUUUGUAAUUGGGUUUGGGGGUUUUCUGGGGUUUUCAUGGCGACUUGUAAUUUGUUAGGUGAAGGGAAUAAUGGGAGUAGUUGUAGUAACGGCAGCCGUGAAAUUAGUCCACUAACAGUGAUGACGACAACCGUGUCGAAUAGUAGCAGCGGGAGUAAUCCUUCAAAGAGGAAGAUGUUGAGGAAGAGGAUGGCACCGAAAGUUGCGGACUAGCACCGGUUUCCUCGCCGGAGUUUGCCUUCGAAGUAUGUAGUCGGGUGUUCUUUCUUGGCGAAGACUACGGCGGGUAAUGGUGUGGGUAAUGGUGACGACCGGUAGCUGGGCAAACAGAGCACAAGGGCUCAAAAAACUCUGCAGAGUAAAUUCACCAUGAAAUUGAAAUUCAUGGGUCUAGGUAUGAAUUUGAAAUACAUGAUUUUUAUAUCU